UCACUCCCUGCGGCCCUGACGGCCUGGGGAGGGCGCCCCCUGCUGCCCGCGCCCGGCGCUGGUCGUUGCUGGGGGGGAAGUGGGUUGUUGGGGGCGGGGGGGGAUUGUGCAAAGUGGAAACCGCGUCUCUUUGGGCGCCACAUCCUGUGACGUGGGGGGCGCGGGGGGGCAGGCGCCAGCCAAUGGGGCGCUGGCAGGAAGGGCCGUGGUGGGGCAGCCAGGGCCCCGACCGGGGCGCAGCAGAGGGGCCAGCCAGGAGCCGCGGCCAUGGCUAGUUUGGAGAGUGAGGGGGCGGCAGGGGACGAGGCCCAGCUGGGCCCCCCCAGCCCAGCUUCCUUGGGGGGCUCGGCCCCCAAGACCGACCCCCUGGUGCCCGCAGACGAGGCCGUUGCAGAGAGGGACCCCGGGGGUGUCCCGGUGGGACGGGACUGGAGCAGCAGCGACCCCCCCGUCCCGGACGGAUCCGACGCCCCCACACCGACAGAGGCCGACCCCCUGGACCCCUUCGACCGGGAGCGUCUCUUCGACCUGCUCUUCCGCUCCCAGAGCCGGCGGCUGAACGAGCAGCGCUGCCCCCUGCCCGGCCUGCGGGGGGCGCCCCGCCACGACCCCGCCCGGCCCUGGCGCUCGCUGCCCGGGACCCCCACCGAGGGGCUGCUGGGGGCCGCUGGGAAGUUCUGCUCGCUCACCUCGCUGCAGGCUGAGCAGUUCUUCGAGCUGGUGGCCACGGCCCAGGCCCGGCGGCUGGACGACCAGCGGGCCGACUUUGCGGGGGACCCCGGGGCCGAAGAGGGGGCCAAGGGCCCCCCGGAGCCCCCUGACCAGGGGGAGGAGCUGUACAGCACCAUCCUCACCCAUCAGAGCCAGCGGCUGGAGGAGCAGCGCAGCGACCCCCCCAUCCCGCUGGGGGCCCAGGAGCUCUUCGACCUGCUGCUGCGGGUGCAGGGGGGACGCAUGGAGGAGCAGCGCUCGGAGCUCCCCCCCGCCCUGCUGCCCCACCCCUGCUGAGACCCCCCCAUGGGCAGGGGAAGGGGGGCCGAGGCCAGGCCCAGCUCGCUGCAGGAAUGGGGCAGACACCAGCUGAAAGUGAGGGGGCCUCGUUCCCUCCCCAGCCCCCGCUGACGGCUGAGAACGGACACAACUCACUGCAGGAAUGGGGGUCCCCCGCUCCCCUGCUACACCUGGGGGCUGGGAAUGGACACGGCUCACGACGGAAAUGGGGGUCCCCCGCCCCCCUGCUACACCUGGGGGCUGGGAAUGGACACGGCUCACGACGGAAAUGGGGUCCCCCCAGGAUCCCCCAGCUGACGCCACUGGCUGAGACUGGCCCCAACUCGCUGCAGGCUCUGGGGGGCCUGGGGAGCUCAGUGCACGGACGGGGGACCCCAGCCACGUCCCCCCCAACCACAGCAACGACCAGGGGCUGAGCCCAGGCCGAACCCGCUGCAGGAAGGGGGAACCCCCCC
Messenger RNA from Mauremys mutica (yellowpond turtle), 1466 nucleotides. It is a transcript of the gene GPSM3, whose product is annotated as G protein signaling modulator 3. The coding region runs from base 268 to 1008 and encodes 246 amino acids. The transcript is spliced from 5 exons. Lineage: Eukaryota; Metazoa; Chordata; Testudines; Geoemydidae. The record is from RefSeq and is a predicted model, not a curated record. Gene Ontology annotation, molecular function: GTPase regulator activity; protein binding. Gene Ontology annotation, biological process: regulation of inflammatory response.